CUUCCUUCUUCUCAUAAUUUAUUUUCCCUCCAAAUUUAGAGGGUUUCUAAGAACAGCAGUUGCUUUCAGCAACUUUAUCGAUCUAUGCAGCAGAAAUAAUAUUCUCCACUGACCUUAGCUUAAACGACAGCGACAGCAAUGGCAUCAUCGUCAUCAUCGUCCGCCACUCAAAACUACGACAUGCCAUGGGUGGAGAAAUACAGGCCCACCAAAGUCUCCGAUAUCGUCGGCAACGAAGACGCCGUUUCUCGCCUCCAAGUCAUCGCUCGUGACGGCAACAUGCCUAACCUCAUCCUCUCCGGACCGCCUGGAACUGGUAAAACUACGAGUAUUCUGGCUCUUGCACAUGAGCUUUUAGGGCCUAAUUAUAAAGAGGCUGUUUUAGAGCUUAAUGCUUCGGAUGACAGGGGUAUAGAUGUUGUGAGGAACAAAAUUAAGAUGUUUGCUCAAAAGAAAGUAACUUUACCUCCGGGACGACACAAAGUUGUAAUUCUUGAUGAAGCUGAUAGCAUGACAUCUGGAGCACAACAAGCUUUGAGGAGGACAAUGGAAAUAUAUUCGAACUCUACCCGUUUUGCUCUUGCUUGCAAUACAUCUUCGAAAGUUAUUGAGCCUAUUCAGAGUCGAUGUGCACUUGUUCGGUUUUCAAGAUUGUCUGAUCAAGAGAUUCUUGGUCGUCUCAUGGUCGUAGUUGAAUCUGAAAAGGUUCCAUAUGUUCCUGAAGGCCUUGAAGCUAUCAUAUUUACCGCUGAUGGGGAUAUGAGGCAAGCGUUGAAUAACUUGCAAGCAACAAACAGUGGAUUCCGUUUUGUCAACCAGGAAAAUGUUUUCAAGGUCUGUGACCAGCCUCAUCCAUUGCACGUGAAGAACAUGGUUCGCCAUGUGAUUGAGGGAAAAUUUGAUGAUGCUUGUUCUGGUCUGAAGCAGCUCUAUGAUUUGGGUUAUUCUCCUACUGACAUAAUUACAACCCUAUUUCGGAUCAUAAAGAACUAUGACAUGGCUGAAUAUCUGAAGUUGGAGUUCAUGAAGGAAACUGGAUUUGCUCAUAUGAGAAUAUGUGAUGGAGUAGGUUCUUAUCUUCAGCUGUGUGGCCUUUUGGCUAAAUUUGCACUAGUUCGCGAGACAGCCAAAGCUGCAUAAGAUGAUGCAAAAUCAGCUCUGAAAACUUUAGAGUCUCUGUUGUACUGGUUAACAAUGGUGUCGGUAGCUCCACCACUGAAAAGUACCUGAUCUGAUUGAAGAAGACCUCUCUUGCUGAUAAGAUUUCUGUAGUAGUUGUUGUCAAAAGUGUUGGGUGUCACCAAAUCUAAAGGUGCGAGAUUGCUGUCUCCACUGCCACUGGCUGCUGGACACUGACUUCUUCUAGCCGCAGCGAAGCCAGCUUCGAUAUCACUUGCAUUGUUGUAUAUCCUACCACGAAAUGUCACACAUUGUGCUUGCCCUAUUGUAUGUGCUCCUGCAUAUCACAAUGAAAAAAUCUAGUAAAUUACUUAAUGAUACAGAAAUAAUCCUUAACGAGUCACAACUUUGAUCAGGUUGAAAUUAUAGGAUCCAUAACAUGUCAAUCGAAGCUGAUAUAGAGAUCUCUAUUAAUUACUCGUAACGGGAUAAUUUUUUAAUUUCAAAUCCAUCAUUUAAGGCAAUUUUUGGAUCGUUAAAGAUUUGUAUCACUA
Messenger RNA from Mercurialis annua (annual mercury), 1673 nucleotides. RefSeq names its product replication factor C subunit 2. The transcript is spliced from 8 exons. Gene Ontology annotation, biological process: DNA-templated DNA replication; DNA repair. Gene Ontology annotation, cellular component: nucleus; DNA replication factor C complex. Bases 139 to 1140 code for a protein of 333 amino acids. Gene Ontology annotation, molecular function: ATP hydrolysis activity; DNA clamp loader activity; DNA binding. Lineage: Eukaryota; Viridiplantae; Streptophyta; Magnoliopsida; Malpighiales; Euphorbiaceae. The record is from RefSeq and is a predicted model, not a curated record.